Phyllotreta striolata is the source of this 1543-nucleotide messenger RNA. Lineage: Eukaryota; Metazoa; Arthropoda; Insecta; Coleoptera; Chrysomelidae. The record is from the annotation of a GenBank genome assembly.
UGCUCUUUGUCAGUGUGUUGACAACUGACAGUUUGACUUUAACCUAAAAGAUCCUUUUUAUAAUCAAAUAUAAGUCUUAAUUUCAUUUUUAAAUCAAUUAAUAAACACCAGUAAAUUCAUUAUAUUUCACCGAGGUAUUGUAUUGUACAAUGAUUUGAUUUAAACCACUACAAAUUUUUUAUCAGAAAUAUGGGUCAAACUUUAUCCGAACCAGUUACUGCAAAAGACACUGCUUGCUGUCAAGAUACUUCUUACAGAGUUGGAUCAAGCUGUAUGCAAGGAUGGCGAAUAAACAUGGAAGAUUCCCACACUCACAUACUCUCCUUACCCGAUGAUCCGAAUGCUGCAUUUUUCGCCGUGUACGAUGGUCACGGUGGCGCAGAAAUUGCGGACUUUGCUGGUAAACAUCUACACAAGUUCAUUGUAAGGAGACCCGAGUAUAAAAAUGGCGAAAUCGCCGAGGCGAUGAGACAAGCAUUUCUUGAAUUAGAUUCCAGUAUGAUCGAAAAUGAAGUAUUAUUCAACAAACCUUCCGGAUCAACUGCAGUAACGGCUUUAAUCAAAGGAAAUAAAAUUUAUUGUGCGAACGUAGGAGAUUCUCGGAUAGUGGCCAGUAUCAAUGGUCGCGCAGAACCGCUUUCAGAAGAUCACAAACCUUCCCUUCAAUCAGAGUACAAUAGAAUCGUGGCUGCGGGGGGCUGGGUCGACUGUAAUCGAGUUAACGGAAACUUGGCAUUAUCGAGAGCUUUGGGAGAUUUUGCAUUUAAGAGAAAUACAGAAAAAUCUGCAAAAGAACAAAUUGUUACAGCUUUUCCGGAUAUACAGGAACAUAAUAUAACACCAGAUUGGGAAUUUGUCAUUUUAGCUUGCGAUGGUAUUUGGGAUGUAAUGAGUAAUAAAGAAGUGGUGUCUUUCGUCCGAGAAAAUAUUGCCAACGGUCAUGAACCGGAAGAGAUAUGUGAAGAACUAAUGAUGAGAUGUUUAGCUCCUGACUGCCAAAUGGCGGGUUUAGGAUGUGAUAAUAUGACUGUGGUUCUUGUAACUUUUCUUCACGAAGAUUCAUAUGAAAAAUUACAAAUGAAAUGCAAACAAGCGUCUAUUCAGGAAGAGAACAAUGAUGAAAGGAAAGAUGUUGAUCUAGAUAAGGAACUUGCAUGAUUAUGUAUUAUUUUUUGAUAGAUAUCGUAGAAUUGUUAUUAACUGGAUUUGCGGUUACUUACAACAAUAACUUAUAAUAGCAAUAACAUAAUAAGAUUUUGUACAUUAUUAUUUCUAUAUCCGAAAGUCAAAAAGUAAAUUAUGGUAACUCAUUUUAAUAAUAUUCUUGGAUUUGUACUAUGUAAUAUUCUUCUAUUUGUACUUUACUAGUUAUUUUUAAAAAAUAAGUAUUUCAUUACAAAAAAAAUCUGAUAAAAAUUUUCUGCAUUGCAUUACUGGGAACCCAUAUUUAUGAAAGCUUCUCCAAUUACCUUAUUUAUUUUUUGACUGUUUAAAUUAUUUUUGAUUGUACCUAUUAAAUAUAUUGUAAAAAUAUUGUAUUUAU